This is a messenger RNA of Carya illinoinensis, 3190 nucleotides long. RefSeq names its product probably inactive leucine-rich repeat receptor-like protein kinase IMK2. Lineage: Eukaryota; Viridiplantae; Streptophyta; Magnoliopsida; Fagales; Juglandaceae. The record is from RefSeq and is a predicted model, not a curated record. The transcript is spliced from 2 exons. Gene Ontology annotation, biological process: protein phosphorylation. Gene Ontology annotation, molecular function: ATP binding; protein binding; protein kinase activity. Bases 390 to 2942 code for a protein of 850 amino acids.
ACUGUAUUCAUCCCAUGAACCUCUCAGUCCAUAAAAUAUGUCAUCAUUUGUUUUAAGAAAAGAAAACUAGCCGUUAGGCCUUGUUAGAAUCAGAACCUGUGAACCUCAUUGCACCCCACCUGACACUUCUGUCUAGGGUUCUCUCUCUUUCUCUCUCUCUCCAAUACAAGAUUCCCUCUCUCUCUCUCUCUCUCUCUCUCUCUCUCUCUGGUGACUCUUCACGUGCACCCUCACAGUAACUACCACCCCCUUAGCUUCCUCUCUCACUACAAAACCCUCUCCCAACUUAUCUUGUUCCUGUUUUACUCAUGCCUGCAUAAUACAAACUCCUGUAUCCUCCUCUUUUCUUUGCUUUUUACGAAUACCAUUUUCCGAUUCUCGAACUUCUUAUGGAAAGUGGGGCAGAUUGGCACUGCAUUUCAGAUAAGAAGAAAGAAAAGUGGAAGAUUGAAGAGAGAGUUCCUUCACUUUAUUUGUUGGGGUUUUUGAAAGAACUUCUCUGUACCCAGUUUUUCUUGCUUCUUCCGCUUCUGAUAUGUCUCACUAAGCCUGCCUCAAGCCAAGUUUGGGAUGGUGUAAUUGUGACGGCGGCUGACUAUCAAGCACUUCAAGCGUUCAAACAUGAGUUAGACGAUCCGAGAGGGUUUUUGAGGAGCUGGAAUGAUAGUGGUUAUGGAGCUUGUUCGGGAGGUUGGGAUGGAAUUAAGUGUGCUCAAGGACAGGUCAUUGUAAUCCAGCUUCCAUGGAGAGGAUUGGGUGGCCGAAUCUCUGAAAAGAUCGGCCAACUUCAGGCGCUUCGAAAGCUUAGCCUCCAUGACAAUGUUAUUACAGGUUCAAUCCCUUCGGCACUGGGCUUUAUCCCAAAUCUCAGAGGAGUUCAGCUAUUCAACAAUCGGCUUUCAGGUUCAAUCCCUCCUUCAUUAGGUUCAUGUCCUCUGCUUCAGACCCUUGAUCUUAGUAACAAUUUGCUUGCUAAUAUAAUCCCAGCUACUCUUGCAAACUCUACCAAGCUUUAUAGGCUCAAUCUUAGCUUCAAUUCCUUUUCAGGUUCUAUCCCCGUCAGCCUCACUCGCUCGCCUUCUCUCAAUUUCCUUGCUCUCCAACACAAUAAUCUCUCUGGCUCUAUCCCAGAUUCCUGGGGUGGGGUACUAAAUAAUAACCACUUUCAACUUAGGUCCUUAGAACUUGAUCAUAACUUCUUCUCUGGAAGCAUUCCUGCUUCUUUUAGCGCGUUAAGUGAGCUUGAAGAGAUAUCUCUUAGUAAUAACCGGAUCGGUGGAGCAAUCCCAGCUGAAAUGGGAAGGCUGUCUAGGCUAAGAACACUCGAUUUCUCUAAUAAUGCCCUAAAUGGAAGCUUUCCUUCUAGCUUCGUUAAUCUAUCCUCUCUUGUUCUAUUGAAUCUAGAGAGCAACAACCUUGACACCCAAAUCCCAGUAGCUCUUGACAGAUUGCAUAAUCUCUCUGUUCUAAACUUGAGGAGAAACCAAUUCAGGGGUAACAUUCCCUCAACUAUAGGCAAUAUUUCCACGCUUAUACAACUUGAUUUAUCACAGAAUAAUCUUAGCGGAGAAAUCCCAGCUUCCCUCUCGGAGCUACGAAAUCUCAAGUCUUUCAACGUUUCAUACAAUAAUCUCUCCGGUACCGUGCCCAUGCCUCUCUCUCAAAAGUUUAAUGCAAGCUCUUUUGUGGGGAACAUUCAUCUAUGUGGAUUUAGUGAAUCAAAUCGAUGUCCCUCUCAAGUUGUCCCGGCUCCAUCUCCUGAGACAUCAAAGCCCCGUGGCCGCAAACUAAGUACUAAAGACAUAAUUCUCAUAGCAGCGGGAACCCUCCUCAUAGUUCUGCUCGUUCUAUGUUGCAUACUGCUCUGCUGUUUGAUAAGGAAAAGGGCUGCAUCAAAAGCAAAGGAUGGUCAGACCACAGGAAGGGCUGCCGUGACCCAAAAAGGGGUCCCGCCUGUUGGGGGUGAAGUCGAAGCCAGCGGAGAGGCUGGAGGAAAGCUAGUCCAUUUUGACGGGCCAAUGGUUUUUACAGCUGAUGAUCUUUUAUGCGCAACUGCAGAGAUAAUGGGGAAGAGUACAUAUGGAACUGUCUAUAAAGCUACAUUGGAGGAUGGGAACCAAGUUGCUGUGAAGAGGUUGAGAGAGAAAAUAACUAAAAACCAGAGGGAAUUCGAAGCCGAGGUUGGUGUGCUGGGAAAAAUCCGACACCCAAAUCUUUUGGCUCUCAGAGCUUUUUACUUGGGACCCAAAGGAGAGAAGCUACUUGUUUUUGAUUACAUGCCUAGAGGGAGUCUAGCAACAUUCCUUCAUGCUCGCGGGCCCGACACACCCAUUGAUUGGCCAACAAGGAUGAAAAUAGCGCAGGGAAUGACGCGCGGCCUGUUCUACCUUCACACCCACGAGAACAUUAUACACGGGAACCUUACAUCCAGCAAUGUCCUGCUUGAUGAGCACAACAACGCUAAAAUUGCAGACUUCGGCCUCUCUCGGCUUAUGACAGCUGCUGCCAAUUCUAAUGUGAUUGCUACUGCAGGAGCAUUAGGCUAUCGAGCACCCGAGCUUUCAAAGCUCAAGAAAGCCAACACGAAAACUGAUGUAUACAGUCUCGGGGUUAUAAUACUGGAACUCCUGACCGGAAAGUCUCCUGGCGAGGCAAUGAAUGGUGUGGAUUUGCCUCAGUGGGUUGCCUCUAUCGUGAAAGAGGAGUGGACAAAUGAAGUAUUUGAUUUAGAGUUGAUGAGGGAUGCAUCUACGAUCGGCGAUGAGUUGCUAAACACAUUAAAAUUGGCUUUGCAUUGUGUUGAUCCCUCACCGUCAGCUCGACCAGAGGUUCAGCAGGUUCUCCGGCAACUGGAAGAGAUUAGACCAGAGACAGCGGCCGCUGCUGCUGGUUCUAGUGAUGAUGGAGCUGGAGUCCCUUCAACAAGUGAUUUAGAGGGGUAGCUCAUAAUAAGACUGGUAGUCCACGAUUCUUUCAUUCUUGAACAUUACUUUUUUUUUUUAGUUUAUUGCAUUAGCGUCUGUAAAUAUACGUUUUUUUUUUUUUCUAUUUAUUGGAUGGAGGGUAGGGUCUCUUUUGUCUUGCCAAUUCGAGGGAGGUCUAUUUCGAGUUACCCAAUCAAAACAUAAUUGUAGUUGAAGAAGACUUGGCAAUUGACUGUAGCGUAUUAUGUCCAGCACCUUUUAAAUCA